Molecule: messenger RNA, 2190 nt
Organism: Macrobrachium nipponense
Lineage: Eukaryota; Metazoa; Arthropoda; Malacostraca; Decapoda; Palaemonidae
Exons: 4
Coding region: 1533-1958 (141 amino acids)
Source: RefSeq, a predicted model, not a curated record
CCGUGUUGGAUCUUGGUGUGAGUGGGAGUGCGGCCUCGUGGCUCUUCGUUCCUCCAGGCGUUGUGGUGCUGGCAAGUUGUUACCGGUUCGACGGAGGACUAGUGAAAUAAAGAAAAUAAAUAAUUAUAUAAAAAUAAAGUUAAAAGAAAACAGAUGAAUGGCAGAAACUGAUACUGAGAUUGACUUUAUAUCUUUGCGAGUGUUGUGACUUUUUUUUUCCAAAACACAGUGAUGACGAAGUUCAAGUGAGACAAGGAUGAUGAUCAAAACCGACUGAAAUAACAAUGACAGGAAUCAGGGAUCUGAGAUAGAAAAAAAAUCUUAAGGGUAUAACAUGCUCCGAGGGAAGAAAUUCUUCGGCUGGAAACUGAAAAUCAUGAAAUUCUAACCCUCGGAUUCGCGACGGACGAUGUCGACCGGACCAACGCUGCUCCAGAGCUCAGACUUGCAAUUAUCAAUUCUGGACGAACGGGACUCCACGGUUGACAAGAUGUAGACUUCAAAGCAAGAGAGAAUAUAACCGUAGAUGUGUAGAAAGUAAAUUUUAAGGUUGCCAACUCUGGAACGUGCCUGCGAACUGUGAUAUGCUUCAACUGAUCAAAAUUUCAAAACGAUGCAAUGUUAGUUUUAAUACAGAGUCUGUGGACUGCUUUGUAAAUACUUUGAUGAAAGAUCUCCCUACGUUUGUUAGUAAUAAUAUUUUCCCCGUUACGGUGCUGAGUGGAAUGAUAUCAAAUGUAGCUAUAGUUUCGUUAAGAUAUAAGAAAAAGCGGUGAACGUAAUUGCUCGCUUAUUUUAUUAUUACGAGAAGUUUGUGCUAACUCCAACACCAUGACGAACGUUACAUGAGCGUUUAUUCCCAAGUUCUGAAAGAAACAAUUUUUAACUAUAAGACGGUGAUUGUAUCUAAGUGAUUAGUCUUCUUGAAAUUGAUGGGAUACAUUGAUUCGUUUCAAUUAUAAGACAGUCAGUAGCCACUUCGUAUAUCUGUGCUAAUUAGUUACUCUCACGUCAAGUGUUUCAAAUCUGGCAUUCUUGUAUUAUAUUAAUUAAGAAUAUUUUGGAAUACGUUUAGUCUUGUCAAUUGCAAGACAGUGAAUUGGUGUAAAUCGCUACUUGAUUUGAAGUAAUCGAUGCGACGUGGCUACUUACAUAAUAGACAGUCUAUUGCUAAAUUGCUAUUUGAUCUGAUUUUGACUAAUCAAUGCAUCUGGGCUACUGACGUAAUAAAACAGUGAAUUGUUAAAAUUGCUACUUGGUUUGAUAUGGACUAAUCAGUGCGUCGGGCCUAUUAACACAAUGAGACAGUGAAUAGCUACUUGACUCAAGAGUAAUCAAUGCGUAGGGGCUACUAACACAAUACAGUGAAAACCGUAGAUGAAGAAUCCUCUGGACAGCGAAGUAUGGAGACGGGAGGCAGAGAAUUAUAAGCGAACAUCACUGAAUCAAAAGAGAAGUCGUUAAUUAGAUCCUUCUCUCGUCCUACACCUUCCCUUCCCACCUCCUUUGCCGCCGCCUCCUCCUUCUUCAGGAUGUCGCGCAACGAGCUCUUCUACCCACCCACCAAGGCCCAGCAGGGCCUUGAGUACGUCUCCAUCGAGGAGAGCAGCCUGCAUCCCCUGGUCCACAGGAUCAUGCAGGAGGAGGAGGACUUUCUCCCUCCCUCUCCGUCCUCCUCACCUCGCUUCUCCCGCCGGAGCAACAGGAGGGACCUCAAGAAGUUCAGGGACACCACCUCCAGGAGACAUCCUCUCAGAGGGCCCGGGUCCUGGUCUCCUGAGAUGUCGAGGACUUCAUCUGUUCGUUCCGGCGUGAUGGGCUAUGAAGGAGACGCUUGCGAAGAUGACAAGGUGGUCCCAUCCGCCCCACCCAUGGAUCUCAUGGACCACUUCACCGGCUAUGAGCAGCUCUCCUUUGAAGCAGGUAUGUCCUCAGCCGCCAGUUGGUUAAGAAGGUAAGAUGUGUCAAAUUGUAAAUAAGUUUAGAACACUGUAAAUGAUCUUAAAUACCAAAAUAUCAAGUAUACAGAAUCUGUAAGUGUAAGUUGUGUUUACUCCAUUCGGUAAAAUUUGAGUCGAAGUAAAUCUGAGAAAGGCAUUUUAUUUUUUGGUAAAUAAGAAGUAUUUAUUUAUUUAUUUUGUUUUCUUUACCACUUGUUUUUACUCCUCUGUGAUGUAGAAUUACCUGCUU